CUGUUUGGGAUGAAAUCAACGCUUUCACAUCCCUUGUUGGAUGGGAUCUGAUAUUUGGCCUGAAUGUCCUUGAAAGACGAGAUGGGCAGUGGGACCCUACCAACGCUGAGCUAUUCCUAAAUUACACAUCCAAGAAAGGAUAUCAAUUAUAUGGCCUAGAACUUGGCAACGAGCCUCGGAUGUUCCCCAAAAAGUUUAACCAGUCAGUGACGGCCCAGCAACUUGGAAAGGAUUUUGGAACACUAGACAAGGUGCUCAGAGAUCGGCCACACUUCAACAACACUCGAAUUCUAGGACCAGAUGUUGCGGACAUUUUAUCAAACGAUACCAUCUCAUAUGUGGAAGAGUUUUUAGCUGCAGGCGGAGCCAGUGCGCUGGAUGGGGUAACGUUCCACCAGUAUUUUGGAAAUGGGGACAAUGCAACCAAAGAGAUGUUUACAGACCCAACCUUCAUGGAUACACUGAAUGCUUCAUUUGCGUCUGCACACAAGGCUACAGGAGCGUUGGCGUCCAACAAACCUCUUCUCCUGGGCGAAACAGGUUCCUUUUAUCAUGGCGGAACAUGACGGACACCUUUCUGGGGGGAUUUUUGUGGGUAUUUCAGACAAUAGUCACGAACAGCUUCACAGUUGGGUGACCCGUGAAGAUCCGGGGUAGAAUAGGUCUUCAGCAACCCAUGCUUGCCGUAAAAGGCGACUAACGGGAUCGGGUGGUCAGACUCGCUGACUUGGUUGAUCACUGGAUUGUCUGGCCCA
This is a messenger RNA of Haliotis rufescens (red abalone), 755 nucleotides long. RefSeq names its product hyaluronoglucuronidase-like. Gene Ontology annotation, cellular component: extracellular matrix. The transcript has 4 exons. Bases 180 to 566 code for a protein of 128 amino acids. The record is from RefSeq and is a predicted model, not a curated record. Lineage: Eukaryota; Metazoa; Mollusca; Gastropoda; Lepetellida; Haliotidae.